Gadus chalcogrammus (walleye pollock) is the source of this 845-nucleotide messenger RNA. Its product is annotated as interferon gamma-like. The record is from RefSeq and is a predicted model, not a curated record. Gene Ontology annotation, biological process: immune response. The coding region runs from base 177 to 764 and encodes 195 amino acids. Gene Ontology annotation, cellular component: extracellular region. The transcript has 4 exons. Gene Ontology annotation, molecular function: type II interferon receptor binding. NCBI's taxonomy places the organism in Eukaryota, Metazoa, Chordata, Actinopteri, Gadiformes, Gadidae.
CUCUGCACUGGACGGAUAUACGGGCGGAAAGACAGAGAGACAGACAGACUGACGGGCAGAAAGACAGACGGAGAGACAAUAGAAAAGUAGACAGACAAGCAGAAGGACAGACAGAAAGGCUGUAUCGUCCUGCCGGGGAUUCGAACAAGCGACUUUCAGCGUGUGCAGCUGCAGGGAUGGCACUGGCGCUGGGGAGAGGUCUAUCGCUCUUCAUGUUGGUCAGCAUGUCUGUUUGUCUGUCAGUCUGUCUGCCAGUGGCUACCGUUCCGGGAAAGAUGUUGGAAACCAUCAAGACUCUAAGGCUACAACAUCCACAGAAAGGCCAGUCAUCCAGCGGGUUCGUCUUCUCCAGAGAUACACUCAACAAGAUGGAUGAUGGAGAUAAGAGGGUUGUGCUUGGGAAGGUGUUGGAGGUUUACGACAAGCUGUUUGAUCAGAUGUUGAGUCAGCCGCCAACCGACAGCCAAUCAGAGGAGAAUAAAACAGAGGAAGCUGGGAUCCGGUACCUCCAGGAGAUGGUUACACUGCUGAGGAGAACCCAGUACAAGAAACACCUGCUGCUCACCAGCACACUGGAGCAACUGGGCAACAUACAGAUCAAUAACUCUGUAGUGCAGAGCAAGGCAUUGUGGGAGCUGCCUUGGCUGUUCGACGAAGCAAGCUCAUUGGCCGAGAGGAAGAGGAGGAGCCUACGACGCCGACGGGCGCCCAGGAAGAGGGCGCAGCGCUCCCAUGUGCUAGCUAAAUUUAGGAGGGCUAUGUGAUUAUUUUAUACUUUUGUAAACGUUUUUAUCUGGCUCGGGUGGUUCAAUAUUUAAAGUAUUUGAAUAUUUAUUUAUAAUUGU